CUACCGUCACUUCCUCACGCUGUGCAGGCCGGGAAUGCGAGUAGCGAUUGGCCGACGCCUGCCCCGCUUUUCAACGUGCAGGGACGCAGGAAGCGGUAACGGCAGAGCGAGCGCGGCAGGGUGAGGGGCUCCUCACGACUAAUCCUUUUGCCAUGGAAGCCAAAGAAAUUAUGGACUGUAUCCAGGAAUUCCCUGAACACUAUAAAGUUAUUUUGGAUAGACUGAAUGAACAACGUGAGCAGGACCAGUUUACAGAUAUCACACUGAUUGUUGAUGGUCACUAUUUCAAAGCUCAUAAGGCUGUUCUUGCUGCCUGUAGCCAGUUCUUCUACAAAUUCUUCCAAGAUUUCACUCAGGAGCCCUUGGUGGAGAUUGAAGGUGUAAGUAAUAUGGCAUUUCGUCACCUAAUUGAGUUCACCUAUACAGCAAAACUAGUGGUCCAAGGUGAGGAAGAAGCAAAUGAUGUUUGGAAAGCAGCUGAGUAUCUACAGAUGUUAGAAGCUAUCAAAGCACUUGAAAUCAGGAACAAAGAAAAUUCAUCACCCUUAGAAUCAAAUCAAAGGCAAGGUAAAAAUAAAGCAAAAAAGAGGAAGAUUGCUGAAACGUCUAAUGUUAUCACAGAAACACUGCCAUCUGCAGAAUCAGAGCCUGUUGAAAUUGAGGUUGAGAUUGCUGAAGGGACAAUUGAAGUGGAAGAUGACAGCAUUGAAACACUUGAAGUAGCUUCUGCAGAGCAAUCUAUAAAGUACAUACAUGCAACAGGUACAUCAGAUGAAUCUGCUCUGGCUCUUUUGGCAGAUAUCACCAGUAAGUAUCGUCAAGGAGAGACAAAAUGCCAGAUUCAAGAAGGUGGUAGUGCAACUGAUCCCUCAUGCAAACAGGUAGAAGAUAUUGAAAUUGUGGAACUUCAGUUGUCGCAUGUGAAGAAUUUAUUCCACUGUGAAAAAUGUAACCGUUCAUUUAAAUUGUUUUACCAUUUUAAGGAACACAUGAAAACACACUCUGCUGAGAGCUACAAGUGUGACACAUGCAAUAAAAGUUACCUACGAGAGAGUGCUUUGAAACAACACCUCACUUGUCACCACCUUGAUGAAGGUAGUGCUAGCAAGAAGCAAAGACCUGGCAAGAAAAUACAUAUAUGCCAAUACUGUGAUAAGCAGUUUGAUCACUUUGGACAUUUUAAAGAGCACCUCCGAAAGCACACAGGUGAAAAACCAUUUGAAUGUCCAAACUGCCAUGAACAUUUUGCUAGGAAUAGUACACUCAAAUGUCACCUGACAGCCUGUCAGUCUGGAGCUGGAGCUAAAAAGGGAAGAAAGAAGCUGUAUGAAUGUCAGGUUUGUAACAGCAUGUUUAACAGCUGGGAUCAAUUUAAAAAUCAUUUGGUAAUACACACUGGUGACAAACCCAACCACUGUACCUUAUGUGAUUUGUGGUUUAUGCAAGGCAGUGAGUUGAGAAGGCAUCUCAAAGACAUGCACAAUAUUUCAGAACGAAUAGUGACAGAAGAGAUUCUUCCAGUGGAAGCUAUGGAAGCUGAACCAGUAACAUCAAUGACUAUAAUAGAACAAGUAGAGCAAGUCCAUGUCCUACCAGUAAUUCAGGUACAAGUGGAUCCUGCACAGGUAACUGUGGAACAGAUGCACCAGGAUCUCAUACAGGACAAUCAAGUGAAAGGCACACAGAUGGAGGAACUGCAAGAACAGGUGCAAAUUAGUUAUUUAGAAGUUGAACACAUUCGGACUGAACAAGGUGCUGAAGUUCAUGUGGAGCAAUUGCAUGUUGGGCAUGUAAAUCAAAUACAGAUGGAAGAAGUACAGGAAGAAUUUAUAGAUGGAACAGAUCUUGAACAAGUAGAAUAUGAAAGUGUUGAUCAAGAAGCAGAAGAAAAUGAAACAAGUCAAGUAGAUGAUGCAGAUAUGGAAGAUCAUGAACAAGCUGAAAACUUAAAAACUCAUCAAUUAGUGGACACACAGAAUGAAAAGGUGGAUAACUAGGACAAAUAACCACACUGUGCAGCUUUAGGAAUUAAGUACCCAAUUAUUUUUGCUAGCUUUUACAUUGGUUUUUGAACCAAUGGUCAGUGGUCACCUUUCCAAUAUGCUGUCCUUAGGAAGCAAGUGGACCAAAGUUAGUUUCCUUCAUGUACAACUAAACCUCUCAUAUGUGAAAAAUAACUUUACCAUUCAUGUAAUGCCAUGGAACAGAAACCACCACAACUUUGUUACGAUUUUGAUAAUGAAUAGCUUGUAUCAUUUGCAUCACCCCUGGGUAUAUGUAAGAGUAACUUUGCCUCUUUUCCUCUUUCUAUAGAAGCAAACUCUUGUUAUAGAUUUGCAGGGUGUCUGUGGCAGAAGAAUCAGUAAAAUCUGGUGGGUUCUAAUGUAAGUGGAUAAUCAGAUAUCUGUGAAUUUUCUGGGCAAACUUGUUGAUGAUUCAAUGGGGAUUCAAGGGGAUUGCCGGGUCUCAAGGAGACAUGAGCAGUUGUUGGUUGCUAGAAAGAUAUUUAUUGUAUAAAAGCAUCAGUCUUGAAGGCAAAGAAUUCAGAGAAUUAAAGUCCUUGCUAAAAGCUUUGGCAUAAAGUCCCGAAUUCUGAGCAGCAGCUCUGGUAUAAAGUCUCGAUGUUCUGGGCAUCAGCUUCUCGGCGUGGAGUUCUGUUGUCCUGGGCCACAGAAGCAGUUGCAGAACUUCUUCUUGGUGAUGAUGGUGCUCCUGUUCUUCUUCUUCUUCUUCUUCCGGUGUGUGUGUGUGUGUGUGUGUGUGUGUGUGUGUGUGUGUGAGAUCCCCAGUACAGGGGAUUAAACUUGUAAAUCAUCCAAUUAGCUAAAAACAUGGUUCUAAAACAAACUUUCUACACCAAUCCAAGCUUAAUUCUAACAUGCAAAAGCAGUGUUCUUUUUACCUAAAUCUUACAUAUAGGAUAUUAUCUGUUUACGUGAAUAAUUCUGUUUGUUCUAUCUAAGAAUGCAAGCUAUAUUUUUAUUAUGUCUAGAGCUAAGUUGAAUCUGUGAAGGGUAUUAUCACUGAACUUUAAACUGGUAAUAAGGCUUUCCACAAGCUAACACAGACUCUUAAGGCAUUUAAGCUAUAUUAGAACUUACUUAAAACUAAAACCUACACUCUUCAUGUCUAUGUGGUUUAAUAUAUUUUAAUUCUUUUCUCUCUAUGAGGGACUCAUAGAGACUUAUUUUGGAUUCCAACACACUGUUUGUUUGCUGUUUCCUAACAGCAGUCCCUAACUUUCGGGCUGGGGAAAAAACAUUGUUGCUGGAGGUCUCAGAGCACAAAAAUACUGUGCCUUUUUGACAGAGGUGAAAUUUCCAUAAAGCUCCUAAAGUGUUCAACCUAGUUCAAUAAAAGGCAAUGCAGAUAAUGUUAUAGCGGUUUAUAUUUUUGCUUUGUCAGCUACUGAUUUAGGGUUUUGGUUUCAUUAAAUUUAAGAGGGGAUGAGGGAGGAAAUAGAUUCCAUGUUGAGGCAGCAGGACACUCUAAAAGGGAUAUUUUAAAUUAGGAAAAGCUCAGUAAAAUCUGUGGCAAACAUAAGCUGGAAGAAAGCUACUAGCAGACUCUUCUUUUAUAAAUUGUCAUUUUUGAAAAGGAAUGUUUUUAAACAUAUAGGGAAGGCUUGUCUAUAUGGUAUCCAGUUCCUAACAUUUUUUAAUAAAAUUCUGACACUUGACACAAAGACGUACUAAAAGUAAAAGCCAUUGGUAUGAAUGCUAAAAUGUGAAUUGAAAAGUAGAAGUGUAAAUAUUUUUAUCAGUAUUAGACAACAAAACAAUAGCAUCCAUUAAAUAUUGCAUUAUUUGCUUAAUCCGGUGAAUUAGGAACAACUGAGUGACUGUCAAUUACAGUGCCCAAUCCCAGUGUCAAGAAUAUAUAAUUUUAAUAACUUUAUAGUAAUGACCUAUUAAUCUCAAGUUUGUUUAGAAAAUACUUGUCUGGCUCUAUGUUUAAGGAUGCUAAGAACUUCCAAUUUUCAAUUAUUGCCUUGAGAUUAGAAGUGCCUCCCUACUUCUGAAAAACUUUGUUUUCAAAGCCCUAAGGAAAGGGAGGGUUUUUUGCAAGGAUGUUCCCUAAUGCUCUUGGUAUUCCUGUAGAUCUUGCUUAAAAUCAGGCUUUUCUAUUCAGUCUUCUCCAAAUGCAAAAUUAUUUUUUGAGAUUAGUGCUUUUAUUUAGUAUCAUUCAAAAUGAUUGUUGUGUUUCAUCAUAGCUAGCCUUGGAGAAACUGUUGGAAAACAAACAUGAAUCUCAAUUAAAAUUUCAAACUAUUUCAUUAACAUAACUUGCAUUCUUUUUUUUGUGAUGUUUUGUAUUUUCUGAGAUACAGAUAAUAUGGGAUGAGAUUAUGUGCAGAGGAAAGAAUGUGGCCUGAUGUUAAUCAUGAAAGUAAAAGAUAGCUAUUGGAUUUAUACCUGGCUUCUGAUAAGAAGCCUGCAUUUUGAUAACAUGGAGGGGGUGUAACUUGCUUAGCUGCCUAACUCUAAAUUUUUAGGCAUUUAUGCAUAUAGACACCAGACCUGAAUCAGUGGAAUUAAAGGAGCAAUCUGGUUGUGUCUAAUUAAUUAAACUAACUUAGGCAAUUUAAGUCCAAUGUAAAUUGAGCAAUUAGGUGAUAUUGAUAGCAGGGCUAUAAUUUGGUAAGCACAGUUGGGCUAUUUUUUUGUUCUAUCUCCCCUUUUUAAGAACAGCUUACAAAUUUGGUAGGAGUGAAAUGAUGCUUUGUUGUUGUGCCCAGUGCUGCCUCUACAGACUUCUGUUGAGCCUGGGUGGGAAUGCAGUGGCGGCAUGACCAAUCCUCUCCUCACCCCGAGGGACAGUGUUGGGGGUUAGGUGUCUUUUUUUUUUUUUAGUUCUGGCUUGACUGGAAUUUUUACCCAUUAAUUGAGGGGACAGCCUAACUGUGGGUACUUGGUGAGUGCUUGAGAGAAGACAAAGAGUUCGUCUGAGCCCAAGGGGGGAAGGGGCAGGAAAAGGGGGGGUGGGGACAGUUUGGCGGGCUUUCUUCAGCUUCAGAGAAGGACACUUUGGGGCGCGGAGCUGUUGCGGUGAGGAAAAGGGAAUUUCGCCAUCAGCCAGACGGAUCUGCUGCUUCUUCUCCUUCUUCCCUCUUCGUUAGUGGCCUCGCACCCCCUGCCCUGCCGGGACGUGUGGCAGUGCCAGCCACCGCCGCGGAGCUGCUGAUCCACCUCAACCACCGAGCCGGGAUCUCUGCUCAUCCCUGCUGUUCCAGCCGACUGUUCCUCAGAGCCCUGCAGUAGCACCGGGACUGACUGCCCAAGGAGGUUUGUGAAGCAAAGCCUCUCCUCCAUCCCGUCUCAGCCGAGAAAGCUGUCACGGGGCCCCUGGUUCUGUUUUCUUGCUAAUGCUGUAGUUAUUGUUGUUUGUUUGCCUGGUUAUAUUAGUAAAGAACUGUUAUUCCUAUCCCCAGAUCUCUGCCUGAGAGCCCCUUGAUUUCAGAAUUGUAAUAAUUUGGAGGGAGGGGGUCUACAUUUUUUCAUUCCAAGGGAGGCUCCUGCCCUCCCUAGCAGACACCUGUCUUCUAGAACCGAGACAGACAGGAUGAAAGGCUCCUCAA
Molecule: messenger RNA, 5578 nt
Organism: Poecile atricapillus (Black-capped chickadee)
Lineage: Eukaryota; Metazoa; Chordata; Aves; Passeriformes; Paridae
Product: zinc finger protein 131-like
Exons: 7
Coding region: 153-1997 (614 amino acids)
Biological process (GO): regulation of transcription by RNA polymerase II
Cellular component (GO): nucleus
Molecular function (GO): RNA polymerase II cis-regulatory region sequence-specific DNA binding; DNA-binding transcription factor activity, RNA polymerase II-specific; protein binding
Source: RefSeq, a predicted model, not a curated record